AGCGACAUGAGACGAGCCAUCGAAGCUCUCAUCUACUCUCUCGUACUCUACCAUAUCCCCUACACCCCACUCACUACCCGUCAACUCAAACACCUCCAGACACAGCUCCGCAAACCCACCCGCCUUGCUCUCGGCGUGCCACAGUACGCUCCCCUAGAGCACUUACAACAGAUGGACCCCUUCAACACACUCGAGGGGCGAGUCGACUUGCACCAACUGGGUCAACAACAACGCCUAACCACGUCCCUGCAGGGUCGCUACAUUCUCAAUUUUCUCGGUUACGACACCCUGCACCUCCCUCCCAUCAAAACAACCACACCUCCCUGGGAUACCAUACCCCAAAUCACCGCACUCCCCAUACCCAAACAUAUGAAUCCCGACAGCAACCCGGAACGCCGCAAGCACAGAGCCAAACUCAUAUCCCAAAAACCCGCCACACUUCAGGCACAGCAGCACCUCAUCUACUACACAGACGCCAGCUACGACCGUGGCGCCAAACUCGGCCGCACCGCAAUUCACUGUCCCCAGUCCAACACAACGCUUAGGCAAACAUACACCGAAGCGCCUUGGGCAGACCUCCUGGAGACUCAGGCGCUGUGCUCCGCCAUUUACCAUGCCAUCGCCAACCCCCACGAGGGACACACCUCCAUCACUGUCCUGACAGAUUCCCAAAAAGCAGUUCGCACAUUUCAGUACAACCAACUCCCCAACUACAUGUCGCGCGAGCUUCGAGCCGCCCUCAACACCACCCCCACCCUUCGCUUCUACAUCUACUGGAUCCCUGGCCACGCUUUAAUCCCAGGCAAUGAACGAGCACAUUCACUUUCCCGAGUCACUUCCACUCCGGGACCUGCGAUUGACUGGCCUACGUCCUAUGACCCCCAACUCCAGCGCAAUGAAUACCAUCAACAGCGCUCUAACACACUCCGACAACUCCGCGAAUCCAGACUCGCCCUCGUACCACCGCCUCCCACACUCUCUCGACAACAGGCCAGCACUAUACGCCGAGCACAGACCCACACGCUAUCCUCCCCACACUAUACUCAUCUCUUCCAAGGCGCUCAGGGCACAGCUAAGUGUCCCUUCUGCACUGGCUACCCAAACAACACGCACACCUAUUGGCAAUGCCUCCAUGCACAACUAUCCAUCCGCUCUACACUUUCCAAGCUCCCUCCCGGGCUUCGGCCCACGACAUGGAAAGAGUGGCUCUUUCCCACAAAUCAUCAACACGUGCCCGCCAUCUUCGACGCCCUUCUUCACCACAUCACAACCAUCGAAGAGAAGCUGAGGGCAUCGAAAGACGCCAUCAAUCCCCCAUGA
Ixodes scapularis (black-legged tick) is the source of this 1320-nucleotide messenger RNA. RefSeq lists its product as uncharacterized. Bases 7 to 1320 code for a protein of 437 amino acids. Gene Ontology annotation, molecular function: nucleic acid binding; RNA-DNA hybrid ribonuclease activity. The record is from RefSeq and is a predicted model, not a curated record. NCBI's taxonomy places the organism in Eukaryota, Metazoa, Arthropoda, Arachnida, Ixodida, Ixodidae. The transcript has a single exon.